AACAAACCAAAAGAGGGGAAAGACCACUUUUUGUAGCUCUUGGUUCUUUAAUAUACAGCAGCUACUAGAAACAGUUGAUCUGUUGGACUCAAGUGACACCUGGAUACAUGGAAAAGAUAAAUGACAGUGAUGGUACCCCCAGCAGCAGUCAACAAACCCUAAAAGGAACCUCAAGAUGGACCGCGUCACUAGAGAACCUUCUAGAAGAUCCAGAAGGCGUGAAGCGAUUUAGGGAAUUUUUAAAGAAAGAAUUUAGUGAAGAAAAUGUUUUGUUUUGGUUAGCAUGUGAAGAUUUCAAGAAAACGCAAGAUAAGAAACAGAUGCAAGAAAAAGCAAAAGAAAUUUACAUGACUUUCCUGUCCAGUAAAGCUUCCUUCCAAGUCAACGUUGAAGGGCAGUCCCGUCUGAAUGAGACAAUAUUGGAAGCACCUCACCCACUAAUGUUCCAAAAGCUGCAGGACCAGAUAUUCAAUCUCAUGAAGUAUGACAGCUACAGCCGCUUUUUGAAGUCAGACAUAUUUUUAAAACAUAAGAGGGCAGAGGAACAAGAAGAGAAUUCAUCCGAAGCUCAAACCAUAGCUAAAAGAGCUUCAAGGAUUUACAACACAUGAUCCAAAGAAACCCAUUCAGACAAGCAACAAAAAAUAAACUAAAACUCUCAGGAGCAGUCUGACUGUUGCAUUUAAGGCUUGAAAAGCACAAAACCCUUUUAGGGGAUAUUUACUUUCUAAUUGCUUGAACAACUAAUUGUUUUUGCAUGAUGGCUAACACCAAACACUCUUGAAAAGAUCAUUUUGUAAGCUAAAAUGCUGAGAUAUCCCUAUGUAGCAUGAAUUACAUCCUGUAUUUCACUAAUUAAGAUGUUUUCCAAUCACUGUAUUUUGUGAGCAAUCACAAACAUGAGAAAUGAAAGAUAGGGUUGCUUUUGCCUUUUGAUUUUAUAGCUAUCCUGUGUGUACAUUUGUGAAUUAUUGUGAGACAAAGCAGAGUAGCAUUUCUGAUAACUCUGUGGAUGAGUCACCCGUUGAUUACCAUUAAGGAGCAGUAUCAUUUAGGGUUACUUCUAAUAAAAUCCAGUUUCAGUCCUCCCAAA
Molecule: messenger RNA, 1093 nt
Organism: Pelodiscus sinensis (Chinese soft-shelled turtle)
Lineage: Eukaryota; Metazoa; Chordata; Testudines; Trionychidae
Gene: RGS10
Product: regulator of G protein signaling 10
Biological process (GO): regulation of G protein-coupled receptor signaling pathway
Cellular component (GO): cytoplasm; plasma membrane; nucleus
Molecular function (GO): GTPase activator activity; G-protein alpha-subunit binding
Source: RefSeq, a predicted model, not a curated record